GCCCAAUUGACUCGACUGGAAUGGCAACAAGAGGAAUUGGAUGCUGCCCUCGCUUUGCUUUUCCUCCUCGCAACGGAGUACCCAGGGCAAGAUGGGUAUUGCUAUACUACGUUCUCGUUGGACAACCCUUCCUGCCACCCUAGUUGUGGGUACUGGGACGCUGUAUGCAACAGGAGAUCCGGCUCAAUUGAACAGACAAUCACUUCCUACAGACCAGAAGCAGGCAUUUUCUACUACGGCUCCGCGAGAGGCUUUCUACCCGUUCAACAGGCAUAAUGCGGGCGAUUCGCGUGGGAACGAUGCGGAUAAGAACUCCGAGGAAGCGCACCACGACAAUUCUAUGUGGACGAGGAUCUUACACAAGUUCGGGGAUGUGAAGCAAGCCGUUGGUUCGAAUGAAUGGAUGGAUAUUGAUAUCAAGCAAUACAUUAUCCCAGACUGGACCAAAUACUUGCCGGGCACAGUCCAGAAGCUUCAACGAGAGCUCUCAAUGUCUCCUGGAUCCCUGGCUGACGAGGUAUGGCGGGAAUCCAAAGAUGCGGACAUCAACCCAGAAAUUCUGCGAGAAGCUAGGGUCCGUGUUGGAGAUAGUCUCUGUCCUGAGGAACAGGCGUUUCGGAAAAAACGACAACAGCACGCGGUGAGAGCACUGGCAGUCUAUCUUAACAUACCCGAGUCAGAUAUCCACCCCGAGGAUGUCCCAAUCAUUGCCAUGUGUGGCUCAGGAGGAGGCCUGCGUGCCCUCGUGGCUGGCACAGGGUCAUAUCUUGCCGCACAAGAGGCCGGUCUCUGGGACUGCGUCACUUAUACGGCCGGGGUUAGCGGAAGCUGUUGGCUGCAGACGCUAUACCACUCGUCUAUCGCUCGGGGCAAUUUCAACCGCUUAAUGAACCAUUUGAAAAACAGACUGGGUGUGCAUAUCGCAUUUCCACCCAAAGCCCUGAGCUUGCUCACAACGGCUCCCACUAACAAGUAUCUGUUGAGUGGGAUGAUCGAGAAGCUGAAAGGCGACCCUGGUGCGGACUUUGGCCUGGUGGACAUUUAUGGAAUCUUGCUGUCAGCAAGACUGCUCGUGCCCCGUGGUGAACUCGGGGUAUCUGAUCGCGACCUCAAAUUAUCAAAUCAGCGGCCCAACGUUGACAACGGAGCCCAUCCACUCCCGAUCUACACAGCUGUGCGUCAUGAAAUUCCAAUUCUUGAGGAACUCCAAGACGAUGCAAACAUGCAAAGACGCCGACAGCCAGAGAGACUCAUCAGGGAGUCAAGAAGCGAGGCGUGGUUCCAGUGGUUCGAGUUUACCCCCUACGAGUUCUUCUGCGAAGAGCUCGGUGCUGGUAUACCAACCUGGGCUUUAGGAAGACACUUCAACGAGGGCAAGGAUUUAUUUUCUAGCGGAGAACUCCCAACCCCAGAGACCCGUAUUCCUGAGUUUAUGGGCGUAUGGGGGAGCGCUUUCUGCGCAACCCUCUCCCACUACUACAAGGAGAUACGGCCAGUGAUCCGAGGCAUAGCUGGGUUCGGUGGUAUCGACUCUCUCAUUCAAGGCAAGACAAAAGACCUCGUUCGAGUCCACCCCAUCGACCCGGCUACUAUACCAAACUACGUGUUGGGCAUGAAGGAUAUGCUACCAGAGUCUUGCCCAGAGUCAAUUUUCAACAACCAACAUCUCCGGCUCAUGGACGCCGGAAUGAGCAACAACCUACCGAUCUAUCCCCUCCUCCGACCAGGCAGAGACGUAGACGUUAUCGUCACCUUCGAUGCAUCCGCCGACAUCAAGCGCGAGAACUGGCUCUCCGUGGUAGACGGCUACGCCCGACAACGCGGCAUCAAAGGUUGGCCCGUAGGAGCCGGCUGGCCCAAGGCAGAGGACAACCCCGAACAAACCUCUGAAAUCCUCCGCGAACCCCAAAACAUCAGCGAUGAAUCCCUAGACUCCAAGAUGACCCGCGCCCAACACGAAGACAAACACAUGCAUGGCCGCAACCUCAAAAUCCCCCGCACAACCGAGUCCAACAACGAAACAAACCCAGCAGGAGACCGCCCCGCCGCCUCGGACACAGACCUAAGCUACUGUAACAUCUGGGUAGGGACAAUGCAAGAGCGCGUCUCGGGCGAUGAACCACCACCCUCGAAACGCCUCUUCCACCCACAGCACGCAAACCACGCCGAAUCAGACUUCCGCCUCAUGCGUCCCGACGCAGGUAUCGCGGUCGUCUACUUCCCCCUCCUUCCCAACACUUCUGCACCUGAGUUACCGCAGGGUUCAGCGAUGUCGCGGUCUCCGGCUCCAACACGCACGUUACAGAAUUCAACCGUUGCCAAAGAGAUUUCUAAUCCUGCGUGGCCGAUGGCGCCUCAUCCGGGGUCUAUUGAUCCCGACGUUGACGAUUUUCUGUCGACGUGGAAUUUCGUGUAUACGCCGGAGCAGAUCGAUUCAGUGGUUGGUCUUGCGAAAGCGAAUUUCGCGCAGGGCGAGGAGCAGAUGAAGAGGGUUGUUCGGGCUGUUUAUGAGAGAAAGAGGUCUGAUCGGUUGAAGAGGGAGGAGCAGGAGGAUAGGAAGAGGAUGGAGGGGUUUGUACCAUUAUAGUCUUUUUUGGUUUUGUUUAGUUUAAAGUGUAAUAUAGGCUUGGAUGAUGAUGUAAAUGCAGCAUACGAAUUAAUAGGAUCAAAUCUUGCAA
Molecule: messenger RNA, 2678 nt
Organism: Aspergillus glaucus CBS 516.65
Lineage: Eukaryota; Fungi; Ascomycota; Eurotiomycetes; Eurotiales; Aspergillaceae
Product: putative phospholipase A2 (PlaA)
Exons: 1
Coding region: 92-2587 (831 amino acids)
Biological process (GO): glycerophospholipid catabolic process
Cellular component (GO): cytosol
Molecular function (GO): A2-type glycerophospholipase activity
Source: RefSeq, a predicted model, not a curated record